AUGCCCGGCUACCAUCCGCCCGUGGUGGACAUCGCCCACGGGCAGAACGCUCCCGUCGGCCUAUGCGUGGACGCCUGCGGUUUCCUCGCGAAAGCACGAAUCUCGGUAGAUGUGGCAGUCACUGCCGAGACCGCCUCCCGGCCACUACCAACUGCGGAGCCUGAAGUUUCUGUUAUAAUCCCUGUCUUUAACGGCGAGCAAUGGAUCGACGAAUGCCUCAGCUCAGUGGCACAACAGGAAUUCGACGGUACAUUGGAAGUGUCCAUCUACGACGAUUCUAGCACGGACGGAACGGUCAAACUAUUGCGAGAGUGGAAAACGAAACUGGAAUCCCGCGGCUGUUUGGUCCUCAUUUCGUCGGGUGAUCCGGGUUUCAAACCAAGAGGAGUUGGCUUCGCAAAAAAUGCCGCCGUGCGACAGAGCAAAGGCCGGUACCUUUGCUUUCAGGACAUCGAUGACGUCAUGCACCCGUCCCGCGUUCAAGAGCAGUUCUGCGAAGCUACAAAACAAUUGCCCAACACGAUUGUUGGCUCCCAGUAUCACCGUUUGCCAGAAGGAUCGACUGAACGUUAUACGUUGUGGGCCAACACUCUUAAUCCAAGGAAGCUCACCGUUCAGGUUUACACGUCUUAUGGACCCACUGUAAUCAUGCCGACAUGGUUCUGCAGCAGAGCCGUCUUCGACGCUGUAGGUGGCUUCGGCGAAACUGGUAAGGGAACUCCAGAAGACCUCAUCUUUUUUUACAAGCAUCUCGACCUAGGAGGGAAUGUCGCCAGGGUGGAGAAAGACCUUCUCACCUACCGUUACCACCCACAACAGUCGACGUUCACGAUAGCAGAGUAG
This is a messenger RNA of Rhipicephalus microplus (southern cattle tick), 843 nucleotides long. Its product is annotated as queuosine-tRNA galactosyltransferase. The record is from RefSeq and is a predicted model, not a curated record. Lineage: Eukaryota; Metazoa; Arthropoda; Arachnida; Ixodida; Ixodidae.